Aspergillus ibericus CBS 121593 is the source of this 1053-nucleotide messenger RNA. RefSeq lists its product as uncharacterized. Lineage: Eukaryota; Fungi; Ascomycota; Eurotiomycetes; Eurotiales; Aspergillaceae. The coding region runs from base 157 to 891 and encodes 244 amino acids. The record is from RefSeq and is a predicted model, not a curated record. The transcript has 2 exons.
UUUCAAACACGGGCUGAAUAAGCGUGUUCAGCCUACCCAGCAGGGUUUGCGCAUUGGGGGCCGUCAGCCUGCUCCUUUCUUCCUUUCGACGACUUGUUUGAAGAAUGCGCCGUGCCGGGCUUAUUGAUCUUGUGGAUAACUACACCUUCAGCUACCAUGACCGACAUUCAAGGAUUUGCCAUUCGUCGGAACAACUCCUGUCUGAGCGAUGAAGUGGGCUGCGGCAAGACUUGGGAUGACUGGCACGCGUGCUGUCCCCACGGCUCCUACUGUCCCGGCUCACGGAUUUCAAUCCCAAACAAUGUCUGCUGCCCGAGCUGGACGGAUUGUACGGCCGACAUUGACCCUCCGAAAUGUGCAAAUAAUACCUGGAAUAUGUAUAAUUACACGGGAUCUUUCUGCUGCAUGAGCGAUCAGACCGGUUUCAUGUUCAAGGGGACGGACUGGGUGGGCUGUUUAGACCCCGACUCGCCGGGAAAUGCCAGCUACAGUGCACUCAGGGUGAUCAGUUCCGCUACCUCGACUGCGAGUGCUACAUCGACUGCGGCUUUGACUUCCACGGCGAACACUGAAGCAACGACAACAGCAUCGGCCUCCGCUACCCCUGGGCCAAGCUCAAAUAGCUCCUCACAUACCAACACUGGCGCUAUAGCAGGUGGUGUCGUGGGUGGUGUCGUCGGGGUAGCUGCCAUCGCUGCGCUCCUGUUCUUUUUCAUGAGACGUUCCAGGAAACAGCAGCCACAGACACAACCUCAGGGUUUGGGUCAGUAUCCGCAGUAUGGCUACGGUGGAAAACCAUUAUCACCACCGAGCGAGCUAGAUAGCCAUCCGGUGCCGGCAGAGCUGAUGUCAACGGUUGGACCAAAGCAUGAGUUACCAGGGAGCCACUGAAGCAUUUGGUUGGCUGGAAAUAUACCCACAUUGCACAUACAGGCUAGCAUAAUCUUUGUCUUACCCCAAUGGGAGAGGAGCCGCAGGCAGCAUAUUGCAACUGAAUGACUCUGGAAGACAGGCACACCGAUUUGCUGCGUUGGAAUUGGGUUAAAUCUCAAG